CUGGGUAAAGAUGGAUGUUCACGAUCUCUUUCACCGGCUUGGCGCGGGGGCCAAAUUCGACGUGAGACGCUUCUCUGCAGACGCAGCCCGAUUCCAGGUAGGAAAAAGGAAGAAUGACUUUGAUUCUUCAGAGGUGAUGCGGGGACUGGACUUUUUUGGAAACAAGAAGUCUGUCCCAGGUGCAUGUGGAGCAUCACAAACAUAUCAGGAGCUCCAAAAUGAAGAGAAAAAGGAGAACCUAACAGAAAGGAAGAGGGAGCAGAACAAGAAAAAGAGGAAGAAGAUGACUUCAGAAAUUACUUCUCAAGGAGAAGGUACUACUAUACAGUGGAUGUCAUCUGUGGAAGCAAAGAUUGAAGAUAAAAAAGUUAAAGGAGAAAAUAAACUAACUUCCAGAAAGUUGGAAUAUCUCAGAAAGGAAAAGAUAAAUUUCUUCCGGAAUAAACACAAAAUUCACAUUCAAGGAACAGAUCUUCCUGACCCAAUUGCUACAUUUCAGCAACUUGACCAGGAAUAUAAAAUCAAUUCUCGACUGCUUCAGAACAUUCUAGAUGCAGGCUUCCAAAUGCCUACUCCAAUCCAAAUGCAAGCCAUUCCAGUUAUGCUGCAUGGUCGGGAACUUCUAGCUUCUGCUCCUACUGGAUCCGGAAAAACUCUGGCUUUUAGCAUUCCUAUUUUAAUGCAACUGAAACAACCCACAAAUAAAGGCUUCAGAGCCUUGAUUAUAUCACCAACACGAGAACUUGCCAGCCAGAUUCACCGAGAGUUAAUAAAAAUUUCUGAGGGAACAGGAUUCAGGAUACACAUGAUCCACAAAGCAUCAGUGGCAGCCAAGAAAUUUGGACCUAAAUCAUCUAAGAAGUUUGAUAUUCUUGUGACUACUCCAAAUCGACUAAUCUAUUUGUUAAAGCAAGAUCCACCAGGAAUAGACCUAACAAGCGUGGAGUGGCUGGUAGUAGAUGAGUCAGACAAACUGUUUGAAGAUGGCAAAACUGGGUUCAGAGACCAGCUGGCUUCCAUUUUCCUGGCCUGCACAUCACACAAGAUCAGAAGAGCUAUGUUCAGUGCAACUUUUGCAUAUGAUGUUGAACAGUGGUGCAAGCUCAACCUGGACAGUGUCAUUACUGUAUCCAUUGGAGCAAGGAAUUCUGCAGUAGAGACUGUAGAACAAGAACUUGUCUUUGUUGGGUCUGAGACUGGAAAACUUCUGGCCAUGAGAGAACUUGUUAAAAAGGGUUUCAAUCCACCUGUUCUUGUUUUCGUUCAGUCCAUUGAAAGGGCUAAAGAACUUUUUCAUGAGCUCAUAUAUGAAGGUAUUAAUGUAGAUGUUAUUCAUGCAGAGAGAACACAGCAACAGAGAGAUAACACAGUUCACAGCUUCAGAGCAGGAAAAAUCUGGGUUCUUAUUUGUACAGCCUUGCUGGCAAGAGGGAUUGAUUUUAAAGGUGUGAACUUGGUAAUCAACUAUGACUUUCCAACCAGCUCAGUGGAAUAUAUCCACAGGAUAGGUCGGACUGGAAGAGCAGGGCAUAAGGGAAAAGCUGUUACGUUUUUCACCGAAGAUGACAAACCAUUAUUAAGAAGUGUUGCCAAUGUUAUACAGCAGGCUGGUUGUCCUGUACCAGAGUACAUAAAAGGUUUCCAAAAAUUACUAAGCAAACAAAAGAAAAAGAUGAUUAAGAAACCAUUGGAAAGGGAAAGCAUUAGUACAACUCCAAAAUAUUUCUUAGAAAAAGCUAAGAAUAAACGGAAAAAGGCCACUGGUCAGAACAGCAAGAAAAAAGUAGCUCUUGAAGACAAAAGUUAAAAACAGACCUUUUGAAAGACUAUCCCAGAAAUGUAAUUUUACUUUCCCAGUGUGAAUGUUGUUUUCAUAGAAUACUUCAAGUGUUACCAUCACCUGUACCAAACAUUUGAAACCAACUACAAGCACUGGGAUUGCUGAAAAAUGAUUCUAAAGUAUCAAUGCAUCAUGUCAAAUUUCAGUUUGUAUGUGACUUUUAAGUGAUUAUACAAUGGAAAUUUCAUUGACAUUUCUGUGGUUUGGAUACAGAGAGAUACUUCUUAUAGAAGAACAAAAGCUUAUGCUAAAAAUAACAAAACCCAAAUGUGGUGAACUCUUAUGGAUUUUUCCUUCAAGUGUGAAGGAAGGUGUGAUGUAUGCUGUGGAAAGGCAUCUGGAACAGAAUUUCAAAAUAAAGCCUUGAGACUGAAUGCUGCUUCCACCUCCAGACACUUUGAUGGAUGAGAUGAAGCACAGGCUAUCCACCAAGAAGAAACCUACUGCUCUUUAUUUUACUAUUUCUUAAUUUGUUCAUGGCCUUUUGUGGUGUGAGCCACAACAAAGAGAUGCCUCUUCUGAGGCUGGUUAUUCAAGUUCCCUAGGAUUUUAAUUUGUUGGUCUUAAGUGUCCUAUACCUCAUUGGUAAGGUAGCUUAUACCUUAGCUAUCAUAAUGUUGCAACUACAAGGUUAUGAUCAUCCUCUCCCUUUCUUCAUUUUCCAUCAUAUAACCAUGCUCUUUACUAUCUCUUUCCACUUAAGGUGAUUUUACUUGAAAAUUGAUAAACAUUCUAUCCUGAUAAGGAAGAAUGUUCCUGUUACUUUAUAUACCUCUGGCUUCAUUCUCUUACAGCUUAUCUUUCCUGAGGCAUGAUGAAUUUCAUCCAUUUAAGCAGGAUGAAAUUAGGUCUCUGCUAAAGGUAAAGGAUUAUGAUCAUAUGGUGAUGAAGACUAUUUGCUAUUAGAUUUUUCUCAAUUGCUAGUUUUGUACAGUGGUAUAAAAGAUUGAGUUUAUACAUGUAAGGUAAGAGACCUUAGACAUAUGUUAUCAGUACUAUAAUAUAGAUAACCUGUUCUCAGCAGUAUUUGAAUUAAACUUAUUUCCUUUACUCUCAGCCUUUUAUUCUGGAGUCAGGACAGGAAGACUCUGUCUUGACCAUUUUAGAUGGGACAAAAAUUGUUCAUCAGAAUUUAUUUAAAUAACCUGUUGCUACAGGGUGCAACGAA
Molecule: messenger RNA, 3008 nt
Organism: Cynocephalus volans (Philippine flying lemur)
Lineage: Eukaryota; Metazoa; Chordata; Mammalia; Dermoptera; Cynocephalidae
Gene: DDX52
Product: DExD-box helicase 52
Exons: 15
Coding region: 11-1807 (598 amino acids)
Biological process (GO): maturation of SSU-rRNA
Molecular function (GO): RNA helicase activity; ATP binding; nucleic acid binding
Source: RefSeq, a predicted model, not a curated record